AUGGAGAGGGGAUUUGGUGGUGAAAAGCUUCAUGCAUUGGUUGUGCCAUUUCCUCUACAAGGUCACAUAAAUCCCAUGCUCUAUUUCGCUCACAAGUACGUCUCCCAUGGAUUUCUCGUAACAUUCGUACAUAGCGAGCACAACCACUCGCGCAUAAUGGAAGCAAAGGAGAAGAUGAAAUUGGAAGAUGCAAAUAAAGAUAAAAUUAGAUUGGUGAGUAUAUCCGAUGCCCUUGCCCCGGAGGGAUCGCGUUCAGACGUCCCCAAACUAUUCGACUCAUUGAAAGACAGGCUCGCUUCUUCCCUGCAUAGACUCAUUCAGGACAUCAACGAAACCAAAGGGCAUGGGAUUACGUGCGCUGUUUUUGAUCUCAGUCUGUAUUAUGUUCGGCAUGUCGCCAAGAAUUUGGAUAUUUCAUAUGCUCUGUUUUCUACUGUCUCUGUUGCCACUUGUGUCGUUUGCCAGCAAUCCUCCACCUUGAUCUCUUCCGGAAUCGUGUCUCCCAAUGGAACUGCGACGGUGGAUAAGAUGAUCAACGUUCUACCCUUUAUGCCGCCUCUAAGUUCCACCAAGUUAGUGUGGAUGUAUGGGAGCGAAGAUCAGAUCAAGAAAAACCUGGAGACGAUUCUCGAUGUAGCGAAUGAAGUUCGGGAGGAGCUCAUUGCAGGGCAAUUUGCGCGCGGAGGAGGUGGAGUGUCUGGGUUGGCUAGACAAGCAGCCCUGCUAGUCUGUGAUAUACGUGUCCUUUGGGAGCUUGGCGAUAUUGAACGCGAAGCAGUUCCAAGAACUGGCUGCGGGGCUGGAGGCAACCGGCAGACCGUUUCUGUGGGUCGUAGGCUCGUUACCUCCCGGAUUUGCUCAACGAGUUGGAGAUCGCGGUUCCUCAACUGUACUUACAUUGUCAAUGAGUGGAAAAUUGGGUUGGAAUUGAUUGCAAAUGGAGAUGGAUUAGUAGAAAAAGGGGAGAUCUUGAAUGAUGUGGAAAAGCUAGUGGUGGGUGAGGAAGGUGUCAACAUAAAGAAAAGAGCGACACUGCUGAGGGAAAGGGCGAGGGAGUCUGUCAAACCAGGCCACUCGUCAUCGAUUAACUUUAAUCUGGUAGUAGAGACCCUGCUAAGCAAGCGAUUAUAG
This is a messenger RNA of Cryptomeria japonica (Japanese cedar), 1131 nucleotides long. Its product is annotated as UDP-glycosyltransferase 83A1-like. The transcript has 4 exons. Lineage: Eukaryota; Viridiplantae; Streptophyta; Pinopsida; Cupressales; Cupressaceae. The record is from RefSeq and is a predicted model, not a curated record. The coding region runs from base 1 to 1131 and encodes 376 amino acids.